Messenger RNA from Funneliformis caledonium, 1074 nucleotides. The record is from the annotation of a GenBank genome assembly. NCBI's taxonomy places the organism in Eukaryota, Fungi, Glomeromycota, Glomeromycetes, Glomerales, Glomeraceae.
AUGGAAAAAUCGUAUAAAACUUCCGAAACUACCAUGUUUUCGUUUCCAAAUCUUGAAGACAAAGGUACCUUAGGUACUAAGAGUCAAUAUAACAAGACUGACGCGUAUAAUCAAAAUGAAGAAAAUUUUAAUCGUUUAGACAAAACAGAAGGAUCGUUUCAAGAUACUUAUAAAAGCGUAUCUAGAGGUGAUUAUAGCGAUACGGCUGAUAAUAAUUCGAUUGUCGUAGCUGAGAAAUUUUCGCCUGAUCUGGUACAACAUAUUCUUGGAAAACUUGGCUUCGAUGAAAAUGAUGUAGCAUCAUGGAGUGAACCCAUAGAAGUUCCUUUUGGGGUUUCUUCAACUCUCUAUAUAGCCCGCUUUGCCAUUAUCCACGGUUUACCGUUUCAGCAUAUUAAUCUGUACCCAGAACUUCAAGAUAUUUACAUAUUCGGCGGAAACAUUCCAAAAUUUAUACAAAAUAAAAUUCAAUCAGUGAAUCCCGAGAAAAUCUUGGGUGGAAAAGUUCGAAACACCAUCCCAGCAAAUAUAUUUACAUACAAAUAUAAGUUUAGAUCUAAUGAACAGAAACUCAACGUGAUUAGUCAAAUAAGAGACAAAUUUGGUGAUGGAAGAAGAUUUCUCUACCGUGGAAUUAAUUCUCACAAUAUUAACGCAACUCUUACAUACGGGUUUAUGGAUGUAAUAUUUCGGUCUUCCUUAAGAAAGGAAUUUGGGCCAGGCCUAUAUACCACUCCAAAUCUCGAUUAUGCCAUUUCAUAUGCUGGAAGGAAUGGUACGCUUUUAAUCUUCGAUUUGUCUAAUUUCGAUAGAAAUCUUACGUCCAAGCAUUUAAAAGAUCUAGAGGAAUGGAAAGCAACAGUCAAGGGCCACAUUUGUUUAGGGGAUGAUGAUAAGCCAAGACCACCGUUUCAUGAAGAAGAUAUUCUUGAAGGUUUGAUUUCCUCCAACCAUGAUAUUAUCAGAGAGUGUCAUGAUCCAAUUCCUUCGGAAGUUGAACAAGUUGUCGGCAGAACAGAAUUAGCCUUUAAGGCUUUUGAAAAUCGUUUAUUUGCCAUCAUAUAUUUGUUUUGA